Messenger RNA from Monoraphidium neglectum, 1011 nucleotides. RefSeq lists its product as hypothetical. The transcript is spliced from 4 exons. NCBI's taxonomy places the organism in Eukaryota, Viridiplantae, Chlorophyta, Chlorophyceae, Sphaeropleales, Selenastraceae. Gene Ontology annotation, molecular function: L-ascorbic acid binding; ferrous iron binding; peptidyl-proline dioxygenase activity. Bases 1 to 1011 code for a protein of 336 amino acids. The record is from RefSeq and is a predicted model, not a curated record. Gene Ontology annotation, biological process: cellular response to hypoxia.
AUGCAGUCGUGCAUCACCCCUGCUGUGGCAGAGCACCUGCAGGCCAAGGGGUACGCCGUCGUCGACGGCGCCCUCCCGCCGCCCGCCGCCGCCGCCCUGCGCUCCGAAAUCGACGCCCUCCGCUCCGCCGACGGCCUCGUGCGCCCCAACUGCACGCACCUCGUGCGCGCCGGCUCCGCGACCCCAGACCUCCUCCCCAAGUCCCAGAUCUACGAGGCGGAGAUCUCCCUGGACCCCAAGGCGCGCGCGGCCGCGCCGCUGCUGGCCUCGAUCGACGCGGACGGCUCGCUGGGCGUGCUGCUGAGCUUGUUCCUGCCGCGGCUGCGCCUGGACGCCCACGGCAUCAAGGCGCAGUUCAACGCUGGCGGCGGCGGCGCCUUCCCAAUCCACACAGAUUCUGAAGAGGAGCUGGACGGGCGCAAGGUGACGGCCAUCUUCUACCUGAACGACGGCUGGACACCCGACCACGGCGGGCAGCUGCGCCUCUACCCCUUCCCGGAGGCGCCGCCUGUCGAUGUGGCGCCCCUGGCAGGGCGGCUGGUGCUGUUCUCGUCGACGCAGAUGCACCACAGGGUCCUCCCAAGCCGCGCGCCGCGCUACUGCUUCACCGCCUGGCUUUCCCAGUCCCGCGGCCGCGGUGCGCGCGCGGGCCCGCCGCCCGCGCCGCGGCUGCCGCCGCCGCCGGCCGACGCUCUCGCGUCAGGCGACCCGCAAGCAGCGGCGGCGGCCCGGCGCUUCCUGCUGCAGCCUGGGAUUCGGCGGCACGUGGUCAAACUCGUAUACUCGGCGGAGUGGGAAGCGUCCCUGGUGGAGAGCCACCCGCGGUGCGAGGCGACCGAUGCUGCGCUGGCGCAGCACAGGGAGGGGGUGGCGGUUGCGGCGCGGGCGCUCGCGCCGUAUGCGGGCGAGAUUGACCGGCUCGCAGCGGCGUGUGCCAGCAGCGGCAGCGUCGGCGGCGGCGGGGGCGGCGGCGCGGGUGGCGGCGGUGCCGCGGCUGUGUCGUGGUUCUGA